This is a messenger RNA of Ostreococcus tauri, 3300 nucleotides long. RefSeq names its product Helicase, C-terminal. Gene Ontology annotation, biological process: double-strand break repair via homologous recombination. Gene Ontology annotation, cellular component: chromosome; nucleus; cytoplasm. Bases 1 to 3300 code for a protein of 1099 amino acids. NCBI's taxonomy places the organism in Eukaryota, Viridiplantae, Chlorophyta, Mamiellophyceae, Mamiellales, Bathycoccaceae. Gene Ontology annotation, molecular function: 3'-5' DNA helicase activity; ATP binding; four-way junction helicase activity. The transcript has a single exon. The record is from RefSeq and is a predicted model, not a curated record.
AUGUCGCGUCGCGACGCCCUUCGCGCCGAGAUCGACGAAUGGCGCGCGCGGUUCCGCGAACGACACGGUCGGGACGUCGCGCGCGCCGACGUGGAGUCGGACGCGAAGAUGCGAGCGACGUUUAGGGAGUACAGAGCGCUGGGGGAGUUGAGAAAUGUUCAGAAUCGUCGUGCAGACGUGACGACGACGGGCGACGCGGGGCGCGAGGACGCGCCAAAGGCGCGGACGAAGACUUUAGAGGAGUUGCGGCGGGCGAUGACGUCGACGGAGGUGGAGACGGAGGGGGAGGCGAUCGAGGCGACGCCGAUCAAGGCGCCCCGGGACGAUCGCGGCGCCGACGCGCGCAAAGCGAUGGAAUCGACGCCGAGACGAUCGCCGAGGAUCGCGAGGAUGAAGAAAGAGAGCGAAAACGUCGACGGGCUGAGUUUUGGAAUCGGGAGCAAGACGCGUGCGGUGAAUCGAGCGUUGUUCGGUGGUCAGCCGAAAAAAGCGGGCGCGUCGUUCGCAGAGGUGAAGCGGAAGCGCGACGACGUGGUGGCCAAGGAUGGAGUGCAAGCUCUGAGCGAGAGCGCGAUUCGGGCGGUGGAGUCUUUGGGGGAAACACGCGGGCCGAUCGCGAACGACACGACGAAACUGUUGCGGGUGGAGGAGGGGAAGGGGCGGAAGAAGCGCGCGGCGACGGAUGGUUCGCGCGCGCCGGCGCCAAAAAAGGUGGCGUCGACGAGCGACGCGGUCGAACCCAAGGCAAAGACCGCAGCCGAUAUCCGCGCCGAGCACGCGGCUCGCAUCGCGGACGAGAAGGCGGCAUCCAGGAGGGGAAAUUUCAAAAAGUUCAAUCCAAAGGGGACGUGGAAACAAAAGGUGAAGAAUGGCGCGCGAAAGAAGGCGGCGAAUCACUAUCGAUACGGCGGUGGGCGACGAGCGGCAAACAAAGCCGAAGACCGCGCCGAAAGAGACCCGAACGCGACUGAAUCUGCGGAGCCUCCGUCUGUGUGGGCGGGCGGCGAUUGGUGCGAACCACCAAGCACGAUGGUGGAGAACGCGGUAGAGGAUGGUUUGACGCCGGCGAAGCGCGCUCUUCGAGCUCGAGAGAAAGCCGACGGGCUCGCGCGCGAGUAUAUCACCGCAGAAGCGGCGGCGAGCGCUAAGGCGGAGGCGGAGCGUCGAGCUAAGUUACAAGUUGGACCUGAACUGGAAGCCGCGAUUCAACGCGCGAAGAGCGAUCCGAACAAAGAGAAUCUCACCGAAGUUCUCACUCGCGGAUUCGGGCACGACAACUUUCGACCAGGACAGCUCGAGAUCAUCACGCGUAUUCUGCGUGGUGAGAACACUCUGGCGCUUCUCCCGACCGGCGCGGGAAAGAGUCUCACGUAUCAACUUCCGGCUAUGCUGAUUUCGGGACUCACCAUUGUCAUCUCACCUUUGCUCGCGCUCAUGGCGGAUCAGAUGGACUCCUUACCCCCUUCGCUCCCUGGCGGAGCGUUGAGGAGCGAUAUGGACAGGAACGACAUGUGGGAAACGCUCACCCGAUUGCGCGCCGGGAAAAUAAAAGUUCUAUUUGUCUCACCAGAACGCUUGCUCAAUGACAAUUUCAUCAACGAUUUACAAGACGUCCCCGGGGGCGUCUCGCUCGCGUGCGUCGACGAAGCGCACUGCGUCAGCGAGUGGUCACACAACUUUAGACCCGCGUACCACCGUCUCGGGCGCAUUCUCAACGAUAGAGUGCGCGCGAAGACGACGCUCGCGCUCACUGCGACAGCGACGAAGAAGACAGAACUGUCUCUCAUUAGACAGUUGAACAUUCCGAACGAAGGCGUGCUACGAAACGUGCGCGUGCGAGAUAACCUGAUCUUAUCCGUUAUGCGAGUUCCGGAAAAGCUACGUGAAAAGACGCUCGUGUACAUGUUGAAGCACGACGAACUUUUGCAAACCGGGAGCAUCAUCGUGUACACCGCGACACAGAGAGAUUCAGAGAGAGUCGCGGCAUUCCUUUACAAUGAAGGCGUCAAGGCAAAGGCGUACCACGCUGGGCAAGAACCGGCCCAACGCAGGCAAACACAGGCUGAAUUCAUGGGGAGUAGGGUUCGCGUCGUCGUCGCCACGAUUGCGUUCGGCAUGGGACUGGACAAGUCGGACGUUCGCGCAGUUAUCAAUUUUUCCUUGCCGCGAUCUCCCGAGGCGUAUAUUCAGCAGGCGGGCCGAGCUGGACGCGAUGGAGCUCCCGCAGCGUGCAUAACGUUCUUAGACACGAGUGAUUACCUUCGCUCGAGGUCACUGACGUUCAGCGACGGCGUCGAUAGACCCUCAAUCGCGAAACUUUUGCAGUUCGUGUUGCAGUCUGGACCGAUUCUGAAAAAGGCGGCGCAUGAGGGCGAUUGGACGCCGUGCGUCGGCGCCUUGUCCGCGAGUGAGAUGGAAAUCAAGAUUGACAUGCGCAUAGAGGCCAUCGAAACUGUUCUUUCGUGUCUCGAUCUUUGGGGAGAGGGUAUCAUUGACAUUCGCUCUCAAGAUGCCUCGGUCGUGAACGAACUGGACCCCGCGCAUGCAAAGGGUUUGAUUCGGAUCCUUCCAGACAUUCGAGCGACGUGCGAGGCGGAAUUUUUUGAGCGUCCGCCGAAAGCGAUCGGAGAGGACUGCCCUUUGGCCGCCGCCAUCGACAAGCUCGUGCCCAAGCCAAAGGGCUCGAUGCACAAGUUUAAAAUCGUGGACGCGUGCACGCACAUGCAGUGUGGGUUCGAUGAGGUUUCGGCACAGCUCAAAGCUCUGGCUAAGCACGACAAUGUGCGAUACACGCUGUCAGAUAGAGCGGUCGGAUUCGAAAUCGUUCGCGCGCCGCCAAAGGAUAUUCAACCUCUCGCCAAGGCGCUUGCCGAUCACUGCGCAGAUAUUGAAGCGUGCUCGGUGGGUAAGUUGGACGCGCUUUACAACGCCAUGGACGAGGCGGCAAAUGCAGAAAGCGACGAAGCGCAGGGCGAGCACUUGCGCCAACGGUUGGCUGAGUAUUUGAACGAAGAUUCCGACAUGGUUCCUUCGCCGCCCGCGUGCGUGAAGACUGAGUCCAACCUUCUUUUAGUGGACAUCAAGGUGCUUCUCGCGCAUAGAAGCGGAGGGAAGAACGGCGGCGCGGGCAUGAUGACCGCGCGCGCAGUGGCGCGCAUCCUGCAUAAGCUACACUCGCCCGCGUACCCCGCGAAAGAGUGGGGUCGACACCACGCCUGGGGUCGACACGCAGACGUCGAUUUCAAGCACAUCUUAGCUCGCGCCGAGGAGGAGAUUGCAAAGGCGCGAAAAAUAGCGUAG